AUGGGAGCUACUCCCUUAACUGAAAGAAUCCUGAAAGCAAAAAUCCCUAAAGGCUUCGACAAACCCACAGAUAUGAAGUACGACGGAACCAAGGAUCCCCAGGAACACCUAACGGCCUUCGAGGCCAGAAUGAACCUGGAAGGGGACGCUGACGCAGUCCGAUUUAGGGCCUUCCCGGUAAUCCUAGCUGGGCCCGUGAUUAAAUGGUUCACUGCCCUGCCCAACGGAUCCAUAACCGGCUUUCACAAUAUUUUGCGGAAAUUCAUGGCCCAAUUCACCACCAGAAUCACCAAAACCAAACACCCCAUCAGCUUGCUGGGAGUUACCCAGAGACAAGACAAGUCCACGAGAAAAUACCUCGACCGAUUCAACGACGAGUGCUUGACGGUUGACGGACUCACGGACUCAGUCGCAAGCCUCUGCCUAACCAAUGGACUCAUGAAUGAAGACUUCCGGAAGCACCUCACCACCAGACUGGUAUGGACCAUGCACGAGAUCCAAGGCGUUGCAAAAGAGUACAUAAACGACGAAGAGGUAAGCCAAGUCGUAGCUGCCAAUAAACGGCAGCAUGGCAACACAGCACCUCGACAUAACCCCCCACCAAGAGAAAACCAGAAGGAACACCCCACACCAGCAAACAUCAACCGACCUCCCAGAGUCGGAAAAUUCUCUAACUACACACCCCUGACGGCCCCGAUCACCGAGAUAUACCACCAAAUAGCAGAACGAGGUAUCCUCCCGAGGGCCCGACAACUCAAGGAAAGAACUGGCGGGAACAAAACCUUAUACUACGAUUACCACCGAGGUUACGGACAUAGGACACAAGACUGUUUCGACCUAAAAGACGCUCUCAAACAAGCAAUAAAAGACGGCAAAUUCCCCAAGUUCGCCAAAAUUAUCAGGGAACCAAAACGUGCAGAAAGAGACAAAUCACCAGAAAGAAAAGGACGCAACCCGAGGACGCAAAGACAAACCCCCAGGGAAAGUCCAGAAACAGACCCGACCAUAAUCAUAAACGUCAUCACAGGCAAAGACGCCCCGGGUAAAUCAAAAUCAGCACUCAAGAAAGAUCUCAAGAUCUUGGCAAUCAGAAAUCAAACCCCAACCACCACCACUGGUAAGGCGAUAACAUUCUCCCCCGAAGACUGCCAACACGGCACCUCGGCAGAAGAUGCCCCCUUUGUCAUAUCGGCAAAGAUCGGAACCGGGCUAGUCAGAAGAAUACUAGUGGAUACAGGAGUAGACUCUAACAUCCUUUUCAGAGGAGCCUUCGACAAGCUCGGACUCCGCAACGAUAACCUACAAACACACCGCAACAGAGUCACUGGACUCAGAGACAACUUCCUCAAACCAGACAGUUCUAUCGUCCUCCCCCUCACCAAAGGAACGGGAAACCAAAGGAAGACAAUCCUAUCUGAGUUCGUGGUCCUCAAAGACUCCAUCGCCUACAAAGAAAAACAAUCAACGAUCUCUCCGCCGUCAUCUUCACCAAAUACCUUCUCAUGA
Messenger RNA from Arachis ipaensis, 1506 nucleotides. RefSeq lists its product as uncharacterized. The record is from RefSeq and is a predicted model, not a curated record. NCBI's taxonomy places the organism in Eukaryota, Viridiplantae, Streptophyta, Magnoliopsida, Fabales, Fabaceae.